AUGCAGUGCUACUCCGAGCUCGUUCCGCCAUCGGGAAUAACUCACUCUCUGGCAGCUCCCUUCGUCUCUGCGGGCGCCAACAACCUCAUUGUUGCUCGGACCUCGUUACUUCAGAUUUUUGAGGUCAGAUCCCCAGACCAGGGCCACGACUCCAAACUUGUUCUCGUAGCCGAGCAUCGUCUGUCCGGUACUGUCACGGCCCUGGGGCGAGUUCAUGUCGAGGAUUUGAGAAGCGGUGGUGAUGCCGUCUUGAUCGCGUUUCGUGAUGCCAAGUUGAGCCUGGUCGAGUGGGACCCCACACAGCAUAGCAUCUCUACCAUCUCAAUACAUUACUACGAGAACCACGCGUUGCAAGCCGCUCCCUGGAUGCCCGAUCUUCAGUACUGUGUCAGCCAUUUGACCAUCGAUCCCAACAGUAGAUGUGCCGCCUUCAACUUCGGCGUGGGCAGUCUCGCCAUAAUCCCUUUCCAUCAAGCUGGUGAUGAUUUGGCCAUGGAUGAUGAUCUCGAUGACAUGGAUGGUAUUGUCGAAGAGCGAACGCGAUCCAAGCACGUGAACGGACUCGAGGAUGGACAUGCCACGCCUUACUUUCCCUCAUUCGUUCUUCCAAUGACUGCCCUCGACCCAGGUCUGUUACAUCCAGUGGAUCUCACCUUCCUCCACGAGUACCGCGAUCCGACAAUCGGCAUACUGUACUCGACAGCUGCUCGCUCCAACAAUCUCGCAGUAGAAAGACGGGAUGUCACCAUCUAUUCGGUCUACGCUCUGGACAUCGAACAGAGGGCCUCUACCACCCUCCAGUCCGUCAAGAAUCUGCCUAACGACAUACACUCGGUAUUUUCUCUUCCACUGCCUGUGAGUGGAAGUCUUCUGGUUGGAGGAAAUGAAAUCAUCCACAUCGACCAAGGUGGCAAAGCUACAGGCCUCUCAGUCAACGAAUUCGCCCGUGAAAGCUCAUCGUUCCCCAUGACAGAUCAGUCUAGUCUUCGGCUGCGACUCGAAGGCUCCCAGGUUGCGCAACUUGAUCGUUUGAACGGAGACGUCCUCCUCAUCACGAAAUCCGGGCAGCUCUUUGUUCUCUCUUUCAGGCUUGACGGCAGAUCAGUCUCCGGUAUGUCGUUACGCCAAGUGGACAAUACCAAGCUCUGCGAUGCAGUCCAGAGCAUGCCGAGCUGUGCCUCUACGCUCUCCUCGGGACAGAUCUUCAUUGGAAGUGAAGCAGCUGAUGCUGUGCUCCUCGGCGCGAGGCGUGGUACGCAGCUAAAACGCCAGAUGUCAAGAUCGCACGCAGAUGUAAAUGGGGACGGCUUCGAAAACGGAGAAGAUGACGAUGACGAUAUGGAAGAUGACGAUGAUCUUUUCGCAGGCGAUCGUGCCGCAUCUGCCAACCUAUCUCAAGCUAGUGGUACCAACCUCCACCUUCACGAUACACUGCCUUGUAUUGCCCCGUUGCACGAUAUAGCAUUUGGCCGGGCCACAAAGCGAAAACGUGACGACUUGGGACGAGAUGAUUCCAGUGCCCUGGCAGAUGGAUUGGAGCUAGCUGCGAGCUACGGUCAUGGGCGCGCCGGUGGUAUCGCCUUCUUCACUCACGAUCUCAAUCCUGAAGUCCGCAAGCGUCUCAGGCAUGGGUCCGCCCAAGGAGUUUGGCCUUGUUGCGCCAACCCUGGCGUAUCGGAGCGACUUAUUGUCUCGGAGAGAAGUGAUGAGGAACAAACCACCUCAUCCUUAUGGGAGCUCAGUGGGGGUGACUUGCAGAAAGUGCAUGGAACCGAAUUUGAGCCCACGUCGGGGGAGCCCAUUGCGGUUGGUGUGUUUACUUCCACAAGUCGUACCAUUUUCGUCACCGGCAGUGAGAUCCGUGUUUAUAAUGCUGGAUUCGGCAUAUCGCAGAUCGUGCCCAUUGUCGAUGAAGACGAAGGUCAGCUUUCGAGGGCUGUCAAGGCAAGCUUUGCAGAGCCGUACAUGACCCUGCUGAAGGAUGAUCACUCUGUUACCAUCCUAAAGGCGGACAAGAACGGUGAACUCGAAGAGCUGGAGCUACCCCAGUCGCUUUCCGCGGUCUCUAGUGAUGGUUUCAGUGCAGCCUCACUCUAUGUUGACACCACAGACUUCUUCCAAUCGGGCAGAUUUCACAACUCACCUAGCGAACCGAGAAUUUUACUCUCGUUGUUAUCAACAGGUGGCGCCCUGUCAGUCAUUCCUAUGUCCAACAUGGAUGUGCAGGUCUUCCAUGUGGAAGGAGUCGGCUUCUUGCCGACGCUUCUGGCGCCGGAUGUACAGUUGCCGAAGCACUGGCGAAACAGCGACGACCUUGCAGAUGCAAUGAUUGCAGACCUGGGCAAUGACGUGGAACAGCGGCCUUACCUGCUCAUUCGAAACUUGACUGGCGAUGUCAUUCUCUAUGAACCCUUUGCGGUGCCCGGCGUUGUCGGAUCGUUCAAGUUGAAAAAGGUGGCUACUCGAAAUGCCGACUACAACAAUGAUUCUACUGUUGAAGAAGAUGGAGAAGCCACACCAGAAAUGGCCGCGGCAACGACAUUUACCACAGCUUCUGGCCAUCACGCAAUGCUUCUCCCCGGCAGCCAUGCACUAGUGAUAGUCAAAGCGGCUGCGACUGCGCCGCAGAUCUAUCCAAUUGGACCUAAAUCUGCUCGCUCUCUAUGCAGUUUAGACGGGUCUCAACAUGCGGAUUUGGCUUUCGUCGACUCUGAGGGACACCUGUGCCUGGCUUCCGUCCCACCCGAUCUGCUACUUGGACAGUCGCCGUGGGUCAUUCAUCGAAAACCGCUGGGUCACGACAUCACUUCCAUCGCCUACUUCGAGGACACAUGUUCAUACGUAAUUGCGUCGCAAAGAGCUGCUCCGUUCCAUCUUCCUCGCGACGAUGAAUUCCACCCGGAAUGGGCCAACGAAAAGACCGACUUCUUGCCGACAACUAGUGAGUCCACCCUCCAGCUGAUAUCGUCGUACACCCAUAAUGUCAUCUCCCACUACACUUUCGACGCUUCAGAAAGGGUGCUUGAUGUCAAGACCAUGUCUCUUGAGACUUCAGAGAUUACCCACCGACAACAGCCGUUGGUGGUAGUUGGUACGGGUACGGCAAAGGGCGAGAGGAUCGUGACGAGAGGCCACAUUUACCUAUUCUCCGUUGCUGAGGUAGUGCCACGGCCGGGCGUCCCGGAAUCGGAUCUGAAGCUCAAGUUACUCAGCACCGAAGACGUGCGCGGCGCAGUGACUACGCUCGCACCCAUUGGCAGCCAAGGCUUCGUACUUGCGGCGCAAGGCCAGAAAUGCAUGGUUCGCGGUCUACGCGAGGACAUGUCCAUCCUGCCAGUCGCGUUCCUGGACAUGCACUUCUACACUUCGGUCUCUAAGUCUCUGCCAGGCACCGGCCUGUGUAUUCUGGGAGACGCUUUCUCUGGUCUCUGGCUCAUAGGCUACAGCGAAGAGCCUUACAAGAUGCAACUUUUGAGCCAGGACAUGGACCGUCCCUCUGUCCUUGCCGCCGACUUUCUGCCUUCAGAAAACAGCCAGGAGCUGUACAUAAUAGCCGCCGACGGAAAUGGCGAGCUUCGCAUUCUACAGUAUGACCCCGAGAACCCAAAGGCGGAGAGGGGCAAAAAGCUGCUCCUUCGCAGUACGUUUAACACCGGCGACGCACCAACAACGAUGCGCCUUGUUCCUCGCACUCUGACCUCGUACGAGGCGGCUGUCACAGCUCCACCCACAGUCGCCAGCCCAGGAUCUGGGCGUGCCACGCCGGCGGCCACGUCCGCGGCAAUCCCCAAAUACCAGCUCCUCAUCACCCACGCGUCCGGGGCUAUCUCACUAAUAACCACGGUUGACGACGCCUCGUAUCGGCGAUUAAGCACGUUGCAGAAUAUACUGACUUCGCAGAUGGAGCACCCCUGCGGCCUGAACCCCAGAGCAUUCCGGGACAUUGAAACGGACGGUAUGGGCGGUCGCGGUAUGAUUGACGGCGACGUGGCGCGACGGUGGCUAGAGUUAAGUAGUCAGCACAAGGCAAGUGUGGCGGACAAGUCAGGCGCGAGAGCGGUGUGGGACAUUAGGGCCGAUCUGGAAGCGGUUUUGGGCGGCGGCAUGGACUUUAUGGCCUAG
Cyphellophora europaea CBS 101466 is the source of this 4122-nucleotide messenger RNA. RefSeq lists its product as uncharacterized. The record is from RefSeq and is a predicted model, not a curated record. Gene Ontology annotation, cellular component: nucleus; mRNA cleavage and polyadenylation specificity factor complex. NCBI's taxonomy places the organism in Eukaryota, Fungi, Ascomycota, Eurotiomycetes, Chaetothyriales, Cyphellophoraceae. The transcript has 2 exons. Bases 1 to 4122 code for a protein of 1373 amino acids. Gene Ontology annotation, molecular function: nucleic acid binding; protein binding.